CUGCCUCCUCUUCCAGGUCGCAGGCGCUUGAGGCCAGGCCCAAGAUGAUCCCGCCGGGGGAGUGCCUGUACGCAGGGAGGAAGAGAAGGAAGCCCAUCCAGAAACAGAAGCCUUCUGUGGGGGCUGAGAAGUCGAACCCUUCCAAGCGGCACCGAGACCGCCUCAACGCCGAGCUGGACCACCUGGCCAGCCUGCUGCCCUUUCCCCCCGACGUUGUCUCUAAGCUGGACAAGCUCUCGGUCCUGCGUCUCAGCGUCAGUUACCUCAGGGUGAAGAGCUUCUUCCAAGCCGUGCAGGAGAAGUGCCCGCGCCAGCCAGUGGCCGGUGCCCCCUCACCAGGAGACAGUGGUCCUUGUGGAGGGUCGGCAGUGCUGGAGGGAAGGCUCCUGCUGGAGUCCCUGGACGGCUUUGCUCUGGUGGUGAGCGCGGAAGGGGUGAUAUUUUAUGCAUCAGCAACGAUUGCAGACUACCUGGGCUUCCACCAGACGGACGUGAUGCACCAGAACAUUUAUGACUACAUCCACGUGGACGACCGCCAGGACUUCUGCCGGCAGCUCCACUGGGCCAUGGACCCUCCCCAGGUGGUGUGUGGGCAGCCCCUGCGCUCGGAGACAGGAGAGGAUAUCAUCCUGGGGAGGCUGCUCCGGGCCCAGGAGGGGGCCGCCGGCCCCACCGAGUACUCGGCCUUCCUGACGCGCUGCUUCGUCUGCCGCGUGCGCUGCCUGCUGGACAGCACCUCGGGCUUCCUGACGAUGCAGUUCCAAGGGAAACUCAAAUUCCUGUUUGGCCAGAAGAGGAAGGCGCCGUCGGGAACAGUCCUGUCCCCUCGGCUCUCGCUGUUCUGCGUCGUGGUGCCCGUGCUCCUGCCUUCGGUGGCCGAGAUGAAAAUGAAGGGUGCGUUUCUGCGGGCGAAGCACAGGGCAGACGGCUCGACCGCCAUGGACACGAAAGCAAAAGCCACCAGGAGUCUGUGUGUAUCAGAAUUGCACGGAAAACCCAAUCACUUAGCAGGAAGAAACAGUGGAGAAAAUGGCAUUUCUGUGUUCAGGGCACAGAUGGACGCCUGCCGCUGGGCCCGGGUUCCCGCCAGGGCCACGUGCCUGUGCCUGCGGGGUGGCCCCGACCUCGUCCUUUACCCCGAGGGGGCCGCCGGGGACUGGGGAGGAGAGGAGCACGGGAGGGUGCCCAGCGGUGGCGGCUCCGGGGUGAGGAGGAGGAGGGAAGCACACGCUUACGACUGCUGCUUCGAGACGCCAGGACCCACGAGGCAACUGAGCUGGACGGCAGGCAAACACGGUCAGGACGGCCCCAAGCCAAAGCUGGAGCCCAGCAGGAGUGACCCGUUCCCUGUGCAUGCCGCCUCCCGGGGCUCCUGCGUGCCCUACCCCAGCGCCCCGGGCACCGUCCCUGCCUUCCGGAAUUCCCCUGGCGCUCACCAGGCCCCCAGUGCCUAUGCCAGCCCGCCGAGCAGAGCCUUGCAGGAUGGCGAGCAGGGCCCGGUCCACUCUCCCGCCAGCGGCCCCUUCCCCCUGGGGAGCCUGGAGAGCCAGGUCCCUCAGCCUGGGGUGCAGUGCCUCGCAGUGGGGGGCUAUGCCACCCAGGACAUCAAGUUGCCCGGUGUGCCCAUGCCCCCGGAGGCCCCGUGCAACCCCCUGUUGUCACUUAAUGUUCCCAUCAAGAUGGAAAGUGACUCUGGGUCCGAGGAUGCAGCAGAUGGCUACUCUGUGUCCCCAAGCCAGGUGUGGCUGGGAGCCAGUGACGUGGCUAAGAGACAGCUGGUCACUUUCCCUACCAGGAUGCACCUGAAAACAGAGCCCGACUCCAAGCACCACCUGUACUCCCCGCACCUGGGGUAUGGCAUGCUGGGGGCUCCCCCCAGGCCUGGCAGGGAGCUGGCUCCCUUCCACCCUGCACACUUUGUCUGCCUGGAGCGUGGGCACGGCCCUCCUGAGCCAGAGCCUCCCCCCUGCCUCUGUGUGCGGGGCCACCGGCCCCCCACUCUGGGCUGUGACUGCAGAGCUCCAGGGACCACACCCAUGAUCAAACUUGAGCCCUUGGACUCACCCCCAUGGGCCGCUCACAGCCAGGGUGGGGCGCCCAGGAUGCUCCCCAAAAGUGCCUUGGCGACACUGGUGCCGCCCAAAGCCUCCGAGUGCUCUUUUCUGCCAUGAGCCGGGCGUUGGUUAAGUGCAUCUGCCCCCUCUGAGGUACGGUCAGCUGGGAUGGCAGGUGCAGGCCAGAGCCUCUCUUCGGGGGCGCUCGGCAAGGGGCA
This is a messenger RNA of Eptesicus fuscus (big brown bat), 2272 nucleotides long. RefSeq names its product aryl hydrocarbon receptor repressor (gene AHRR). Gene Ontology annotation, biological process: regulation of transcription by RNA polymerase II. Gene Ontology annotation, cellular component: nucleus; aryl hydrocarbon receptor complex. The transcript has 11 exons. Gene Ontology annotation, molecular function: nuclear receptor activity; protein dimerization activity; transcription cis-regulatory region binding. Bases 45 to 2171 code for a protein of 708 amino acids. The record is from RefSeq and is a predicted model, not a curated record. Lineage: Eukaryota; Metazoa; Chordata; Mammalia; Chiroptera; Vespertilionidae.